Parnassius mnemosyne (clouded apollo) is the source of this 1632-nucleotide messenger RNA. NCBI's taxonomy places the organism in Eukaryota, Metazoa, Arthropoda, Insecta, Lepidoptera, Papilionidae. The record is from the annotation of a GenBank genome assembly.
AUGCUUAAGAAAAAAACAUUUGGGACAUCAACUGAAUACAUUUUUGAAUGUGAUGGUUGUAGUAAAAAAUUUUCAACAAAAGACAUUCUCGCCAAACACAUUUCAUACAGUCAUAAGACGCAAAAGAACUCAGACACCCCUGCAGUUCGGACACAAGUAGAACAAACUCCAGUACCACAACAAAUAGAAAUAUUUAAUUGUGAUAUUUGUGAAUUUAAAACAUCUCAAAAACGUUACAUAUUGGCACAUCUUAAAGCGCACGUCGCUAAACAAAUGUACUGUUGUAAUAAUUGUGAAUAUAAAUGUAUUAGUAAAAGUAAUUUGAAAACCCAUAUGAAAAUACACACCGGUGAAAAACCUUUUUCGUGUAAUAUCUGUGAAUAUAGAUUUACUAGAAAAUGUGAUAUGGAAACACAUAUGAAAAUACACACCGGUGAAAAACCUUUUUCGUGUAAUAUCUGUGAAUAUAGAUGUAUUAGGAAAAGUCAUUUGCAAAUACAUUUAAAAACACACACCGGAGAAAAACCUUUUUCGUGUAAUAUCUGUGAAUAUAGAUGUAUUACAAAAAGUUGUUUGCAAAUACAUAUGAAAACACACACCGGUGAAAAACCUUUUUCGUGUAAUAUCUGUGAAUAUAGAUGUAUUACAAAAAGUUGUUUGCAAAUACAUAUGAAAACACACACCGGUGAAAAACCUUUUUCGUGUAAUUUCUGUGAAUAUAGAUGUAUUGCAAAGAGUAGUUUGAAAACACAUGUGAAAAGACACACCGGUGAAAAGCCUUUCUCGUGUAAUAUCUGUGAAUAUAGAUGUAUUAAAAAGAGUAGUUUGCAAGAACAUAUGAAAAUACACACCGGUGAAAAACCUUUUUCGUGUAAUAUAUGUGAAUAUAGAUGUAUUACAAAAAGUCAUUUGCAAACCCAUAUGAAAAUACACACUGGUGAAAAACCUUUUUCGUGUAAUAUCUGUGAAUAUAGAUGUAUUACAAAAAGGAAUUUGCAAACCCAUAUGAAAAUACACACCGGUGAAAAACCUUUCUCGUGUAAUAUCUGUGAAUAUAGAUGUAUUAGAAAAUGUGAUAUGGAAACACAUAUGAAAAUACACACCGGUGAAAAACCUUUUUCCUGUAAUAUCUGUGAAUAUAGAUGUAUUAGAAAAUGUCAUUUGCAAAUACAUUUAAAAACACACACCGGUGAAAAAGCUUUUUCGUGUAAUAUCUGUGAAUAUAGAUGUACCACAAAAAGUAAUUUCCAAAGACAUAUGAAAAUACACACUGGUGAAAAACCUUUUUCGUGUAAUAUCUGUGAAUAUAGUUUUAUUACAAAAAGUCGUUUGCAAUCACAUAUUAUGAAAAUACAUACUGGAGAAAGACCUUUUUCGUGUAAUAUCUGUGAAUAUAGAUGUAUUACAAAAAGAAAUUUGCAAACCCAUAUGAAAAUACACACCGGUGAAAAACCUUUUUCGUGUAAUAUCUGUGAACAUAGAUUUAUUAGAAAAUAUGAUUUGCAAAGCCAUAUGAAAAUACACACCGGUGAAAAACCUUUUUCGUGUAAUAUCUGUGAACAUAGAUUUAUUAGAAAAGAUAAUUUGCAAAGACAUUUAAAAACACACACUGGCGAUAAACCUUUUUCGUGA